UGGAGAAGGUUGUUUACAUGAGUGAGGAAUGACAGUGUUGAAGUGUGUGUUCUCAGGGCUGAUACUAAACCUUACUUACACUUUUAUACACUAAUACCCAGUAUAUAUCUUGCCCUGGGAGCAAGACACACCUGUGAUCAAGUUGCUGAGAGAGAGAGGAAGGUCAUAUAAGAGGAAUUACCAUUGGUUGUCGAGUCUUGGAAUGAGAGGAAGGGUAACUGGGAGUGCUGACGUUUUGUUAACUUGUUUAUUGAGAAUAGACAAAUGUGAUGGGUGAUGUCGGGGAAGAUGAGCUUGAGGUUAUACGAGGCAUUCUUGUGGAAGUACAGCUUGCUCAGUUUUUUACACGAAUUCGUGAUGAUCUUCAGGUUACGAGGCUCAAUCAUUUUGACUAUGUUCGAGGUGAGGACUUGGAGCGCAUUGGUCUUGGGAAGCCUGCUGCGAGGCGUUUGUUGGAAACUGUCAAGAAGAAAAGAUCAACAACAUGGAGAAAAAACCUAGUAUCCAAACUCUUGUCAACGGGUAGUUCUACUUUGACUAAAAAUAAAUCAUUCCCUGUAACUGAUGAAUCACAAAUGUCAGGUCUGACAUGCCUAAUUCAGGAAAAGGAUCUUGCUCAAGGUCGCAAAAUAGGUGAUGGAAGUUUUGGUGUUGUCCGUAGUGGUGAAUGGACAACUUCUAGUGGCAAGAUGAAGGUGGUAGCUGUAAAAAUAUUGAAACAAGAUGUAAUCAACGUGCCUGGAGCUCUUGAUGACUUUAUCCGUGAGGUACAAGCCAUGCACCAGCUCUCUCAUCCCAAUUUAAUAAAAUUGUUUGGGAUUGUUCUUAGCAAUCCCUUGAUGAUGGUAACUGAACUAGCUCCCCUUGGGUCUUUGUUGGAUCAUCUUCGUAAACAACUCUCUCGUGUAUCCAUUACAUCUUUAUGUGAUUAUUCAGUACAAAUAGCUAAUGGGAUGAAGUAUUUAGAAAGUCGACGAUUCAUUCAUCGUGAUCUCGCUGCCAGAAAUGUGCUCAUGGCAUCUGUAGAUAAGCUAAAGAUUGGUGAUUUUGGUCUUAUGCGGGCAUUACCCCAACAAGAGGACUGCUAUGUGAUGACAGAGCAGAAGAAGGUACCGUUUCCUUGGUGUGCCCCAGAAUCUCUCAAGUCUAAGCAGUUUUCACAUGCUUCAGAUGUGUGGAUGUAUGGAGUGACUUUGUGGGAAACAUUUACGUUUGGAGAAGAUCCGUGGGUUGGGCUAAAUGGCCAGCAAAUUUUGAAGAAAAUUGAUCAGGAAGGGGAGCGACUUCCCUGCCCACCAGCCUGUCUCAGGAAUAUGUAUGACCUGCUUCUGCAGUGCUGGUCUCAUGAUCCUAGUGAACGACCAACUUUCUCCCAGAUAUACGAGCGUGUGGCAGCAAUCAUGCCUCAUGUUAUGAAAGCUAUGCAGCCAUGGGAUGAAGAAGGGAGAUUGAAGGUGGAAGUGGGUGAUCUUAUAGUAAUAAUUGAUGGCAGCUCUGAAAAUUACUGGUGGAGGGGCCAGAACCAGAGAACCUUUGAAGUGGGAGACUUCCCACGUUGCAUUGCUGAUCCUCAGAGACGUUUAGAAAACCAAGACAUAAGCACACCUCUCCGCAACUCUUUCAUUCAUACAGGUCAUGGAGGAAUAAGAGGAAAAACCUGGGGCAGUCCAGCUUUUAUUGAUGAUAUGUAUCUCAGGAACCCAAUGGAGCCUCCAGAUAAACUGGGAAAACCCAUGUCACCUCGAAGAGUCAAGUAUCAGUCAUUGCGAUUCAAGCAAGGCUAUCGGCGGCAAUUUAAUUACAGCCGUUUAGUAAAUGAGAAGUGGCCAGAUGAUUUACCUAGAGCCCAGACACUAAAGCCUCAGAAAAAUACUUCUCAUGGAAGAGAUGAACUCUUGAUAGAUCUGUCAGAGGGAGGACGACAGAGAUCUCACUCUGCUACAGAUCUACGAGCUAGUGGCUCAUCAGAUGUCACAAGUCAAUUAAGGGGCAGUGUCUCCUCUCUCAUUGACCUACCAUUACCAACCACCUCUCCAGUGUAUGGAAACAUCAACCCUGUAAGUGGUAACCAGGAUAUGCCCACCUAUGAAAAUGUAAGCAGUGCCUCAGUUGCUGUUACCACUGGAGCUGUCCAACAGCCUCUUAGAGUACCGGUCCGUCCCUGCCCAAGCCCACCCAUUCACCAGUUACAAAAAAAGCAACAAAAUAAACCUCUAAUUCAUAACCAGCAAAAUAUUUCCCUGGAGAGCAGUCUCCAAAAUUGUGAUACUCAUCAGAAAAAUGUACAGCAGAAUCUGGAUUGUGAGUUUCCAGAAAAUUAUCAGCAUCAUCGGCAAGCCCCACCUGUACCUACAAUCUAUUCUAAUUCUUUUGGUGAUACUGAUGAAUUUUGUGAUGAUUUUGAUGAUGACUCUGAGUGGGAUGAUGAUACAGAGAGUGAGGAAUGCACAUACUCAGCAAAGAACAAUAUGACAAUUGGAUCCCAUGAUCAGUAUGUUGGUAGUGUUAAUGAUAAAAGUAGUGAAAUUAAAAACAAAGCUGUUAAUGAAAUGCAUGAAGCAUCUGAUCCAUUUGACACAUCAUACAUCAGGUGUUAUGAUGAGCCACCAUAUGAAUCCCCAGAUAAUAUCUGCACCACUAACACAGCUUCUUCCCAAAGUGUAAUACGUGGGUCAUCAGCUGUCAUUCCUACACCGAACAUGUCUGCCAAUACUUCAUUAUCCAGUAGUCAGUUAAACUCGCAAACAAACACUUCAUCACCAUUAGAUAAUUCAGUCUCAUUAAGCCAAUCCUCAACCAUUAAUAGUUCACUUACUGCUACCUCAAAACCUUCAUUGCCUAUAUCAGUCUGUCCAAGCUCAGAAUCGAUGGGUGUUUCAACUACAGUGGGAAUGUCUCACAACUCUCAAAUAGUAAAAUCACUUCAUAAUUCUUUCCACAUUAGUUCACCAUCCCAAUCAAAUAGCAUGGCAAUUUCAACACAGGUCUUUCCACUGAUAAGUAAUAAUCUUAACUCUCCAGAUUCCCACUUGGUGCAGAGUAUUCAAGACAGUAAUUGUAUGAGAGACUUGAAUACACAAAUAAGUAACAUGUGGAUCAGCUCCAUUUCUCAGUCAUCGAGUUCAAACUUAUUACCCAUCUCUACAACACAAGCCAGAUUAACACCACAUACUGAACAAAGUCACAUUUCCACUUCACUGUCAUCAUCACCCCCUUCUCUGUAUACUAAUAAACAAAUUGUGCAAAAGAGCCAGAGUAGACAAGAGGAAUUUCCUCAGUCUGCUAUUUCAAGAAAUUCUUUGUUACACCCUACCCAGAUAUCCACAGUAUCUUCACAGUCAGUUCAUCAUACUCAACUUGCUUUACCAGCACCACUAACUCCAACUAAAGCCACAUUACCAAGAUUAGAUCCUGCUUUCAUUGCAGAAUUUGAAAAAUCGCUCGGAAAAGACCAGGCCUCGGCAAACACCUUUACUGGCAAAGAAAAAGAAGUAAGCAAUUCUUUAAGAAAUUCUGCUACUUCAAGUUUUGCUGCAUCUAGCCAAAUUGAUAGACAACAUUUAAUGCAGAGUAUUCAAGCACCAUCUCCGUCACCUCCACAACAUACACAUGGAUCUAGAAACACACACUUAGCAGUUGCAGCCGCACCAAUGAAUACAUGCCAGAAUAAAGUUGAACGUGAUAGAAGAGUUCAUCAGCUAGAACCAGUUAUCAGCAACAGUGCCUUCUCAGAUUUAGAUGUUCUUACCUCUUCAAAAACCCUAGGUUUGCUACCAAAACAGAUAGUAGACACUGGACAGUUCUUUCCAAAAACUGCUCAUGUUCGUCCAUUCAUUCAGUACCCUCCAACUUCAACAGCCAGCCUUGGAGGCAUCUCUAGUGUCAACCUAGGAAACCAGCCUCAAAUUCUGGGCACUACAGGGAGCCUCAUUCAACAUAACCAUAUGUUUUCUACUGAAUCAGUGUGUACGUUAGCCCCCAUGAAACCUCCGAGUGAGGUCAGAAAUACUAGUGAUGAAAGAUGGCCGAACCAGUCAGCAAAUAUGAGAACAACACCAGCAGUCUCCAGUUUGAGCAGUGUAUCUCCCAAUUUCCAGAUGAGCUAUAGCUGGCAACAGCCUCAGCAGCAAGUGCAAUUUACUCAGAAGAGUUCAUCCACAUCUGUUUCUGCUUCUGUACUUCCAUGGUGUGAACAGCAACAACAUCAGAAUUACCAUGAACAACAUCAACAAAGUGGUCCUACAAUUCCGAGCUCUGUGUUACAGCCAACAGUUGUUCUUAGUCCUCAACUGACAGUUAACUAUAAUCAGAUGGUGUGUGGUGGUGGGAGCAGUAGUAGGGGUUAUGGUGCCAGUGGGGGAGAGACUCUUGUUUGCCGUGUUGCUGCUGUGGUGCCAGGGACUUCUAAGGCUGCUGCCCGCCAGGCACUGCACAUAGCCAGUGGUGAUUACCAGGGUGCUGUGCGCUUCCUAAAAGUUGAGAAGCUUUACAGAUUGGGCAUGGCAAGUAAAGAUGAAUGUGAGUACAUCCUGGAGGCCAAUAGCUGGGAGUUGGAGCGCUCAGCAUCGGCUCUUCUUGAUAAAUUUGCAUAGAAGAAAUUUCUAAAAACAUAUUACAUUCUUUGUUACUUGGAUACCACAUAAAUUUAAUAUACUACAGCAUGAUUAUAUGAGCAAAACUGUAAUGUCAACUCAAGCAAGGAUUAACAAUUAAUGAAGUGCAGUUAUAUAUUUUAUUUAUUCAUAUUCAGGUGUCUUUUUGUGAUAACACAUUCACACAUGUUUAUUUGGCAUUUACUGUAUUAGAUUUGUUUAUUAAUUCUUUCAUACCAGUAUAUAUUACUUAGCAUCAUUUUGCUCCAACUAUCCUAGAUCACUAGCUUAAAAUUUCAUUAUAGUUUUGUAGCUCAUUUAUAUCACUGAAUGUAUAUUUAAUUUCAUUAAUGAUAAGGUAAAAGUUUGCCUUUUUCUGCUCACUAUAUGUGCUUUAAGCAAGGAAUGGCUCAUAAGUUUUAAUUUUUUCUGUGGGAAUAGUAGAAAAUAAUUUAAAUGCUUUAACUCUUUAAAUCACUUGUUGACAUUAGUUACCAUUAGAUACAACAUUAUUGCUUGAAUAUAAUUUCUCCCCAUAGUUUGAAAUUAAUUUUAUACGUGGGGAAAGGGAGAUUAGAUCUGCAUUGACAACUAUUUUAUUAAGCUAUAUAAGGCAAACAUGAUCUGAUUAAUUUGUUCCUAACCAAUUGUGUUAACCAUUGAAUGCUAGUUGAACCUGAGAAUUAUAGCGUAAAAGCACAGUGAAAUCUGAAUACUGUAUAAAAUGUUUGCUAGCUUUUGUCAGUCUAAUAAACCAUUGUAUUUUGUGUGUUCUCUGAAUAAUUUAUUUUGUUUGCAGAUUUUAAAUACUGUACAGUAUCUUAGUGAUUAUUUUUGAGCUCUUUAGUUUUGAAUUUAAAGAGAAUACUGUUGAUAAGUCAUGCAUCAGUGGGUGAUUUCUGAACUUAAACUGUGAUAAAAUUUGCUUGAGUCAUGAUAGGCCUGUUACUUGUAUGUAUGUAUAUAUAUGUAGGGUAGGUGGGGAUGUUGUAGUCAGUGUUUAAUAGAUGCACUUUUGGAGUGUGAGCAAGGUAACAUUUAUGAAGGGAUUCAGGAAAACUGGUUAGUCGAACUUGAGUCGUGGAGGUGGGAAGGGCAGUGCCUGCGCUUUGAAGGCAUGUUGCAGUCAGAAGGCAAUCUGACUUGUGAUGUCAACACACUUCUGGCAAGACAGAGAGCAAGUGAAUGAUGACGAAUGUGUUUCCCCCUAUAUGCGUGUGUACAUGUGCAUGUAUGUACUUUCUCAGCUAACACUAUGUGGGUGUACUCUUUUUAACAUACUGAUAUGUUAAUGAUGUCUUCAGUGUUUAGGUUGUCAUAUAUUUUUCUAGAUUUCCAGUGGCUGUAGUCUAUCAUUUUAUUUCUUCAAAAAUAAUUUCUAAUGCUUUUUUAACAUUACAUUUUUAUAGUUUACAUUUGUUAUUGUUCUCUCUGUUGAUGGUGCUAAGAAUAAAAAUCACAAUGCUGCAGCUGGAAUGAUUUACAAAUAACUACUGCUUUUGAGAGGAAACUGAAGUCUACAUUUCAGUCCAUUCUGGACUAUUAUCAAGUCACAAGCGACUUGAUAAUAGUCCAGGACAGACAUAAAUGCUGAAUCUAGGUUCCUCUCAAAGGUUUGGGUUAUGUGUGAAAUGAUAGUGCUAAAAGGGAUAACAAGAGAGAGAGGCAAUUGCAAAAGAAUGUCAAUUAGACAAGAAAAUAUUUAUUCAUAAAUAUAAUGAUAGACUGCUGGAAUGGGAUCAAAGAAUAGGUAGUAUGUUCUACAACCACUGGAAACUUAUCAAAAUUCUAUGACAGUAAGUGCGUAUAGCCCUUGUGGCUUAGCGCUUCUUUUUGAUUAUAAUAAUAAUAUGACAGUAAGUGCUGAAAAAAGAAGUGUCAGCAAUAAAAGUGCAAAUAUAUGUGUGAAUGUAUACAUUCUUACAUAUACUGUACUAUAUACACAUACUUGAAGUAACAGAUUGUGAACCCUCAUUAUAAUUUUUUUUUUUUUCAAAAUACUGGACAGUAUUUAAUUUUUAUAUUUGAAUCUGUAUAUUUUGAUAUAUUUUCGUAUGCUGACAAACUGUAAUUGUAAUUUCAUGGUCAUUGUAGAAUUUUUAAAUUGAUAAUGUGAAAAGAAGUACAUUUUGGCAGUGAGAAACUGAACUUUUUUCAAGGAAAGUAAGAACAAUAGAAAUUCCAUAAUACUGUUACUUUCCAUUAAUAUUUAUUUAUGUAUAAUUCAUAUAUGCAUUGUGUAUUACAUAUGCAUUGUUAAAUCCACAGGCGAUAAAACCACCAUUAAACAAAAAAAUAAGAAGCCUUAUCACUUAGGUAAUGAUCCAACAUGUUUGAAACUUGAAUUGCAUUUAUGGCAAUGAUGCAGUGUGGUAAAUUAAGAAAUACAAGCCUGGUGUGGGGCUACAGUGAGGUGGCAGUACUUGUAUAAUGCUCCUAUAGCUUAACCUAAUAUUUUUUUAUUAUUAUUUUUUAUCAUCACACUGGCCGAUUCCCACCAAGGCAGGGUGGCCCGAAAAAAGAAAAACUUUCACCAUCAUUCACUCCAUCACUAAUAUACCCCACCUAAUUUAAUUAACCUAACCAAUUUAGCUUAGCUUAUCUCAUUCCACCUAGCUUAACCUAAUCUACCCAACAAAGCUUUCCCUUACCUAAACUGCAUAUGCACUCUUUGUGUGUGUGGGGGGGGGGGGGUCCCACCACAACCCUGUGCUCUUCAGAUUCUGGAAACUGUUAAAUUUGCUCCACAUAUCUGUAAUCCUACUGUAUUUACAAAUUGGUUUGGAAAUAUAAACACACAUGCAGUACAAUGUGAGCCUUUAUUGACAAUGUUUCGCCCACACAGUGGGCUUUAUCAAGUCACAAACAGAUCUACCUGGGUGGAAGGUACAUUGAGUAUUUAUAGGAUUAAGUCAGGUUCAGAAUGCUGCAUGUGACAAUCUACGAGUAGGGUUAUAGUCUAAUACCUUGGAUAGCUACCCUAGGCAUUAGACUCUAUAACCCUACUCUGUAGAUUGUCACAUACAGCAUUCUCCGCCUGACCCAGCAGUCUCAACCUGACUUCAUCCUAUAAAUACUCAACGUACCUUCCACCCACGUAGGUCUGUUUGUGACUUGAUAAAGCCCACUGCGUGGGCGAAACGUUGUCAAUAAAGGGUCACAUUGUACUGCAUAUGUGUUUGUAUUUCCAUUGUGUCGGUAUUUUAUACCAUUUAUUUCCACGAAUUGGUUUAUAUCUCCUGCAUUAAAUACAAUCUGUUCAUCUGCAGUCAUACUUUGACUUUCCAAUCCAAUCAUUAUAAUUAUAGCAUAUACUUAACCUGGUUAUACUUAACAGGCUUUAAACUUAGGGUGUAAUUACUGGGUGUAGAUAUUUCUUUCCUGUGGUUUAACAGUGCAUGUCUGUAAAAUAAGUAUAUGCAUGCAUGCAAUUUAGCCAGAGUUUACAAUCUUCACUUGUCAAGUAAAGGUCAUUUUACAAAACAAGCCAAGCAUACCCUUUUGUUAUAAUUGACAUUGCUCUGAACAUCACAAAAUUAACAUUUUUUUAGCAUUUUCCUGUAAAUUUAAUACAGCAUAUGUCAUUUAUUAAAAUUAUUGACUUUAAAUAUGAUUAAAA
Cherax quadricarinatus is the source of this 8211-nucleotide messenger RNA. RefSeq names its product activated Cdc42 kinase (gene Ack). NCBI's taxonomy places the organism in Eukaryota, Metazoa, Arthropoda, Malacostraca, Decapoda, Parastacidae. The record is from RefSeq and is a predicted model, not a curated record. Gene Ontology annotation, biological process: protein phosphorylation. Gene Ontology annotation, molecular function: protein binding; protein tyrosine kinase activity; ATP binding.